UCAAAAGAAAUUGUUAAUUUUGUUCAUCCUUCCUCCCCAGUCCCCGCCAACCUUUUGCUUGACAGCUUCAACCCUAGUUACCCCUCUUUCUCUCUCCUCUCUACUUUCUCCCCCUUUUUUUUUUUUUUUUUUCUAUUUUGUUCUUCAAUUUAAUUCCUAUUCAAUUUAAGUUCUUCUUCAUUUAACGUCAGUCAGAAAACAAUGGCUGGUGAUGGGUCUGAAGCAAAGGACUCAGCUUUGUUGUGUGCUCGUUGCUCCAAGCCUGCUAAUCUUCAGUGUCCAAAGUGUGUACAGUUGAAGCUCCCAAAGGAAGGUGCUGCAUUCUGUUCCCAGGAGUGUUUCAAGGAAUCUUGGAGUUCUCAUAAGUCGGUGCACUUGAAGGCAAAUGCAUCUUCCUUACAAACUGGUGCUGCAGGGGACAAAAAUAGUGAAGGUUGGCUUUAUUGCUUAAGAAAAGGACAGUCUCGGACUUCAAAACUUCCACAUUUCGAUUGGACAGGAUCGUUAAGACCAUACCCCAUAUCAAGUUAUAGUUCUGUACCAGCGCACAUCGAGCUACCUGACUGGGCAAUGGAUGGUAUCCCCAAGAUUGAGCCAGAGAGCAAUCUGCAGCACAUUGUUGAGAUUAAAACUCCAGAGCAGAUAAAGAAAAUGAGGGAGACUUGCAAGAUUGCCAGAGAGGUUUUGGAUGCCGCUGCACGUAUUAUUCGGCCAGGCAUUACAACAGAUGAAAUUGAUCGAGUAGUCCAUGAAGCUACAAUAGCUAAAGGAGGUUACCCUUCUCCAUUAAAUUAUCAUUUCUUUCCGAAAUCUUGCUGCACGUCUGUCAAUGAAGUCAUUUGCCAUGGGAUACCUGAUGCCAGAGUGUUAGAAGAUGGCGAUAUUGUAAAUGUUGAUGUCACUGUUUGCUACAAAGGAGUUCAUGGUGAUCUGAAUGAGACGUAUUUUGUUGGAAAUGUUGAUGAAGCCUCACAAAAGCUGGUCCAGUGUACAUAUGAGUGCCUGGAGAAAGCAAUAUCUAUAGUGAAACCUGGCAUGAGAUAUCGAGAAAUUGGAGAGGUCGUUAAUCGCCAUGCUACUAUGUCAGGGCUAUCUGUGGUUAAGUCGUACUGUGGUCAUGGAAUCGGAGAGCUUUUCCACUGUGCUCCAAACAUCCCUCAUUAUUCGAGAAAUAAAGCAGUUGGUGUGAUGAAGGCUGGACAAAUCUUCACAAUUGAACCGAUGAUCAAUGCAGGGGUGUGGCGAGACAGAAUGUGGCCUGAUGGUUGGACUGCUGUUACUGCAGAUGGGAAGCGCAGUGCUCAGUUUGAGCAUACUUUACUGGUGACUGAAACUGGAGUUGAAGUUCUGACGGGACGAUUGCCAACUUCUCCUGAUGUAUUCCCCUGGCUCAAAGCUUGAAACUUUACCCGUCAGUUUCUGAUCAAAACCAGAGCGAUUUUUUCGUGUCUUCGUAACAGUUUUGAAGUAGAAUUUGUAUUCUCAUUCGAUUUUUCUAUACAUUUGUUUUGUCAUAUUGACAAGUUUUAGACUUGGUUUAUGUUGAUGAGAGAUCUUUUGGCAUCCUAUAUGAAGUAAUAAAACAACCUUGAAUUUAUAA
This is a messenger RNA of Spinacia oleracea (spinach), 1600 nucleotides long. Its product is annotated as methionine aminopeptidase 1A. The coding region runs from base 202 to 1401 and encodes 399 amino acids. Gene Ontology annotation, cellular component: cytosol. Gene Ontology annotation, biological process: proteolysis. Gene Ontology annotation, molecular function: metalloaminopeptidase activity. NCBI's taxonomy places the organism in Eukaryota, Viridiplantae, Streptophyta, Magnoliopsida, Caryophyllales, Amaranthaceae. The record is from RefSeq and is a predicted model, not a curated record. The transcript has 17 exons.